Messenger RNA from Nasonia vitripennis (jewel wasp), 6225 nucleotides. RefSeq names its product integrin alpha-PS1 (gene mew). Gene Ontology annotation, biological process: integrin-mediated signaling pathway; cell adhesion mediated by integrin; cell-cell adhesion. The transcript is spliced from 17 exons. Gene Ontology annotation, cellular component: integrin complex; external side of plasma membrane. Gene Ontology annotation, molecular function: integrin binding. The record is from RefSeq and is a predicted model, not a curated record. Lineage: Eukaryota; Metazoa; Arthropoda; Insecta; Hymenoptera; Pteromalidae. The coding region runs from base 885 to 4250 and encodes 1121 amino acids.
UAGGUAUAGUACUUAUAGCGAGUUACAGGGACCGGAGUUGAACGAGCGGCGGCGCGCAGAGGCGGCAAACUGGUCGAGGAGCGGCGGUGUCGGCGGCGCGAGCGACAACAUUGGGAGAGCGAGACGGAGCGAGUUGUAUAGUAGCCGAGCGCGCAGAGCUCGACAGUGUCCGUCCGAGGCGAGAAAACGGAGCAGCUCACCUGCGCCGCGCGACAAUCUGGAUGCCUCGCUGUUGUUAUUGUUGCCGUCGGCGCUGUUUACUCGAGAAGAUGACGAGGCUGCACUAGGCGUAGAAGCUUCAACCUUCGUAGUGUGCAAAAGACCGGAAGCGGCUGGUGCGUGUGUUUUACGAACGAAAGAAAGAGAGGGAAGCAGGCGCGAGUUGCGGCUGCAGCAGCGGUACACGGUGUGUAUAAGAAAGGAAAGGAGCGCGAGAAGCCUGUACUGCACAGGAAAGAAGAAAGAGGCGCGUGUGCGUGGGUGGAUCGGCGAGCCGUGCCGAGUGUAUAAUCUCACCUCGACGAUCCGGCUACAGAGAGAAAGAGAAUAAUCGUCGCUCCCAAGUGUUCUCUGUGUGUGUGCCGAGUGUCUGAUAUAUACGUGUGUGUGUGUGUGUGUUGGCCCGAGGAGAGAGAAGGUGGUACAAGUACUUACUACGUGUACUAGAGAAAGAGAGAAGCGAGCGCUAAAUGAAACCUCUCUCGGUCUCGCGCGAAAAGGUGAGAAAGGGGGAAAGCGACGACGUCUAGUGGACCUGCACAACGUAAGAAUCGCGCGAGGCAUGCUCGCCUACACCGGAGUAUAACAGCCGCCGCAUCUUCAUCUUCACUCUUCCCUCAUCCACGCCAUUCCCGCACGAGAAGAACGAAUAUAUCACCUGCGAGAUGGCCGGCUCCUCUCGCCUACUGCUCUCUUAUUACGUUCUCGCGGCGGCGACGCUGAUCCUCCGCUGGGAUAAUGCGGCUCUGGCUUUCAAUCUCGAGCCAAGGAUACCCGUGGUCAAGCGCAGCAUGCCCGACAGCUACUUUGGAUUUUCCGUAGCGGAACACCAGGAGGUCAGGGAAGACGAGGCGCCGAAAUACGUUAGCUGGAUGCUGGUCGGCGCACCUUUGGGCCAGAACAAGCAGCCAGGCACAAAUAGGUCCGGAGCACUUUGGCAGUGUCCCAUGACGAGCGACCAUCACGACUGUGUUCAGGUCAUCACGGACGGACGCAGGAGCGAGAGCAGUGAAUACAGCUCAAGUUACGAAACCGACUUGCUGACUCGGCCCACCGACCAAGAGGUGAAGGAUGGACAGUGGCUCGGCGUCACGGUGCGCAGCGCCGGCGUCGGCGGCAAAGUCAUGGUCUGCGCCCACCGCUACAUCGUGAAGAACAAGGACUCGCAAUGGGGCCAAGGUCAGUGCUACAUCUUCGACCAGAACCUCAAGUUCCAGGAGCUGAAGAAGCCCUGCUCCGGCAAGCCCAACAUGAGGGCGCACGAGCAGUUCGGCUACUGCCAAGCGGGAACCAGCGGGGUGCUGACCCCGUCAGGUUCGGAGUACGUGGUCAUAGGCACACCGGGUCCGUACACAUGGCGCGGCACUGUUUACGUCGUCAGCGUAAGCGACGACUUCAUUCAGAAGGACACGGUGGUCUACAACUCGCCGAUGCAGGAGGACUCGCCCGUCUACAAGUACAGCUAUUUGGGCAUGUCCGUGAGCGUGGGAGACUACUUCGGCACCGGCAACUUAGCCUACGCAGCGGGAGCUCCGCGCUCGAACGGCACUGGCCAGGUCAUCCUCUUCACUCGUCACCAUCUGCAAUCCGUAAUGGAGGUCAGUCUAACCCUUGACGGCGAACAGCUUGCCGCGAGCUUUGGGUACGAGCUGACUUCCGCAGACGUCAACGGAGACAAACUUACGGAUCUAAUAGUCGCUGCGCCGUUUUAUUACGGUAAGAAGGAAGGCGGUGCGGUGUAUGUCUACACGAAGCUUAGCAAGAAUCCCAGAGACAUGGAGAAAUACAAGCCUGUCAAACUAGUCGGUCGCGAAGAGUCGAGGUUCGGUUUCGCCUUGACGAACUUGAAAGACAUAAAUAACGAUGGCUACGAAGAUAUAGCUAUAGGUGCUCCUUAUGAAGGAAUGGGAACGGUAUAUGUAUAUUUGGGCUCGAAAAACGGAUUGAUUACGACUCCGUCGCAGGUGAUACAUUCUGAAAAUACCCCAGUGCCAUUGAAGACGUUCGGUUACUCGCUCAGCGGUGGAGUUGAUAUGGACUUGAACGGCUAUCCCGAUCUGUUGGUCGGAGCUUACGAAGCCGAUGCCGUUGCCUUGCUGCGCGCGAGAAGAAUAAUUGACAUUGUGACGUUCGUGCGAUUCCCGAAGAAAGAAGGCGGCUAUACCGAUAAGAUGGAGCCGAUAGAUCCUAACAAAGUUGGAUGUAUCGAAGAUCCGCAAUCGAAUUACACAUGCUUCUCUUUUGAGGCAUGUUGCAAGACAGCCUCUAAUGUCAAAGGAGAACAUCUAAGACUCUUGACUCUCUCGACUUUUAUUGAGGCUGAAACGUACACGGGGACGAAGAAAUUUUCUCGCGUUUGGUUCGGUAAUCGAAAUAACAGGCCGCAUUAUGUCAAUCGCAUCGUCACUUUAGACUCCAAGAAUCUCAUGUAUUGCCAAAAGGAAAUUAUUUACUUAAAAGAGAAUACACGUGAUAUUCAAUCACCGAUCAAAUUCCGAUUGAAUUACACGUUGAUUCAAGACGAACCGAAAAUGCCUCGAGAAGGUGAGCCUUUACCCGAUAUAAACAAUUAUCCCAUUUUGAAUCAACAAGAGGCAGCCCGUAUUUUUGAAGCCACCUUCCAGAAAGACUGUGGAAACAAUGACAUAUGUGAAAGUGACUUAAGGCUCUCUGCCAAAUUGAACCUUCAAUCUUCUCCAACACAAUGGAACUACUACGAGUUGCUCUUGGGAGAAAGUGAAGAGUUAACGGUGGAUGUAAACGUCACGAACGUAGGUGAAUCCGCCUACGAGGCUCAAUUAUUCCUGGUGCAUUCACCUAGCUUGAAUUACAUUGCCACCAAGCACAACGAUUCCGCAAUUUGCAACUUACAUAACAGCACAGUCAUAGCCUGCGCUAUUGGGAACCCAUUCAAGAGGGAUAAAACUGUAAAUAUUCAAGUAAGGUUUGACCCAAAGAACUUGGAAGACAAUGAAGUUAAACUAGAAUUUACUGCUUUUGUGAAUUCAACUUCCAAAGAAGUAAGUAUGAAGCAACCGACACAUUUGCAGGCUACAGUCCUGAAAAGAGCUGAAAUAUCCAUCAAAGGGGAUGAUAAAUCGCCACCUGUAUUCUAUGGAGGACCAAUUAUUGGCGAGUCCGCUGUUAAAAAGCUAACUGACAUUGGUCCCAAAGUUCGUCAUCAAUAUCAAGUAUAUAACGACGGGCCAUGGAAAGUAAGCUCGAUGGACGUUGUAAUUUCAUGGCCUUAUGAAGUUGCAAAUAACAAAGAACAUGGAAAAUGGUUAUUGUACUUAUUGGAGACACCGAUAAUAAAAACUGCUGGAGGUGAAGUAGAAUGUCAAGUGCCACCAGGCCAAGUUAAUCCCCGAAAUUUGCAAGGUAGCAUAGGUAUGGAGGAUCUAGAUCCUCUUUCAAACUACAAUCCACAAAAAUCCGACUCGUCACUUGAGAUCAACAAGACGGCGAAUCAUAUUCGAAGGAGACGGGAUACUGAAAAGGUUGUUAUAACCACAGUUAUGUUAGACAAGAACGGACAUCGACAUGAAGUUGUUACAUUGAGUUGCAAAACAUAUACAGCAAAGUGUUUCGAUAUCACAUGUAAUAUUGCAAACUUACAGAAAAAAGAAGAAGCAACUAUUAUUAUUAAAGCUAGAUUGUGGAACUCAACUUUAGCAGAAGAUUAUCCAAGGGUAGACAAAGUGAAUAUUGGAUCAAUUGCUAAAAUCGUAAUUCCUUCGGGAAUUGUUGUCCAACAAAAUAAUUUAACUGACGAUUUCGCUGAGGCCAUAACUAUCGCAACUCCAAACCUACUAGACCAACAGGAUGGUGAACCAGUACCCAUUUGGAUAAUAAUUGUAGCUGUGGUAGCCGGUCUACUACUUUUAAUUUUGCUCACGCUUAUCUUAUGGAAAGUCGGUUUCUUCAAACGACGAAGACCUGAUCACACGCUUUCUGGUAAUCUACAGAAACAUAGGGAAGAUAAUCCCGAAAACGAAGCACUCGUUAAACACUCAACGAAUUUACACUGACGAAUCACUUAUGGAUAUAUGCUUAAAAUGACUAAAGCGAUCUAUCGCUGGCAAUCUGUUUGUUACAACAAUUGUUAGUUGUCUACUGCACGUUUACGAUUGCACAUUCAUAAAUAUUUAUUGAAUUCAAAGGAUAUGUUAUCCAAAUACUAAAAAUUAUUGGAGUAACAUGAAUUUAAUAGAUCUUGAUUGUUAUAUUAAGAUAAAUUGCCAACGAAAAAAGGGGAGCAUCAUUCUCAUGUUUGUACUUCCCAAAAACGUCUUACUCGCGACAAAAGUCUUCCCACGGAUAUGGGUAUCUUUAUACACCCAAAGACUGGUGACUAAAACAGCAAUUUAUGGUACUUAAUCUCGAGUAGAGGGGUCUGUGCAUCCAUUCUGAAAGGUUCAAUAGAGAAGGAUUUUAAUUGAUACGGAUGAGGGUACGAUUUAUAAAACGAGUCAGCGAUGCCUAUUAAAUUGUAUUGAUGUUGCAAUCUCUUUUAGCAAGUACUUACGUACAAAAGGUUAAAAAGCUACAUUAACCGUACGAAACGCACGAAUAAGACAAACGAUAUUGCCAUAUUGGUUUUAUUAGCUUCUUUUUAAACGAACGAACGCACACUAUUGACAGCUAGUUACUGUUAAGAUGUGAUAUUUAUACUUAUCACUCAUGUUUAUAAAAAUUCUAUUGGAAAGUAGAUUUUUAUUAAAUCAACGAUUUUUUAAAAAUUUCCUUUACAUUUCACUACGGUGUUUUAAUCCGCACUAUUUUUACAACGGAGAUUUUAUAAAGUUUUCAAGGUUAUAGAUUUUAUCAAGGCACAAAAUAUAUAAUGACAGAGCGCUAUAUUGCAAGCUAACGACUUUACAGAUAGUCCUUAUAAGAUCUUCAAACUUUAAAAAAGACUGAUAAAUUUUUAAAGAUUAUGAAAACUAAAAUUAUAACGAUUAAGUGUCUUUUUAAUAAUAAAUCAAAACAAGAAUUAAUCAAAAAGUAAAAACAGCUGUUUAUAAACAGUAAAGUUCUCAUUAACAUAGAAAUGAUAUUUUAAAACAUAUAGAGUACACUAUUUUAAUAUAACAAAAAUAUAGUUAUACCAAUACUUGGAUCAAUGAACGGAUAUACUGGUCAGCAAGAAUUGAUGUAAAAAAAAGAACCUGUGAAAUGUAAGGAGUGAAAAUAAGGAACUUGAUCUAUAGCAUUUGUCUCGAAAUUGGAAUUUUAUGAAAUAUGACGGCUGAAAUGUUGUAUGGGUGUCGUAAAAUUGACAAUAUGAUGCAAAUUAAAACUGUAGAACUUAAAAAAAGUAAAGUAAGUUCACUGUAUAUGCUGUAAUUUAUAGUAACUAACGUCAAAUAUACAAUAUUUAAUGUUUUUAAUUUAUAAUUAUAAGUUUAUUUUGAAUUAUUCCAAGUCGCGUUCUUUCCACGAGAGCUCGUACAAAUGGCAGCAUUAUUUUGUUUUAUUUUUUUAAUUUCUUUAAAUAACCAUGCAAAAGAAUAAAAAGUGCUUAUUACGCGCGUACCCCGAUAUAAAGUGAUAAAUUAUUUUUAAUGGACAAUCAUAGUCUGAAUGUUUUAGGCACUUAAUACCUACGCAUUUAUUUAAAGCAUUAGGAACUUAUAGAAUACCGCUUGGGUAUGCUUAGCAAGAGGAUUUUAGUACUUAAAUAUUAUGUCAAAAAAGUAGAUAUCUUAAAAAACUCAAGCGAAACAUUGUUAAUUCUUCAGAGAUAUCGAAUUUAUCUACUGUUACAAGUGUUAAAGUCAUAUAUUUCUACUUUAUAUCGAAACAUUCCCAUUCAUAGCUUCAAAAAUGCUCUGUGUGUACUACAUUUUUUUCUCAGUGUUAUAUUUACUGCAUUUGGCUAUUUAUUUUUAAUGUAUAAAAGUAUAAAUAAUAAAAAGUGCCCACUGCCUUGAAUGUACUGUUAUGAUUGCGCAUAAAGGACAUGUAAAGAGGUAUUUAUGAGGUAUUAAUUUACAUGCAAAA